AAAAAUAACUACAAAAAGGAAGAGGAGGGUCGUGCGUACUGCGUACGUGGACAACUGGGGUGAGAAUCUGCGCGGCAGGGGGGACCAAUUCGCACACGGCGCACGCCAGCCUCACACAAGCAUGAACGGUCUCGCCUCCUUCUCUUUAUUAACCGCCUCCGUCCACACUCCCCUUACCUACCUCAACUCACAACCCCAGCGGCGCCUCUCCCCUCUCCCAGUCUCCUCUCUCUCCGAUAUGGAUGUGAAUGCUGUUCAAAGUCUGUACCCUUUGCACCGCUGUAAAACUCUUCAUUUGGUGAGGCAUGCACAAGGAAUCCACAAUGUCGAAGGAGAAAAGGACCAUAAAGCAUAUUUAUCUCCUGAACUUUUUGAUGCUCAUCUUUCUCCUCUUGGAUGGCAGCAGGUUGAUAAUUUACGCAAGCAUGUUCAUGCAUGUGGGCUUUCAAAGAGGAUUGAAUUAGUCAUCACAUCGCCUUUAUUAAGGACUAUACAAACAGCAGUUGGAGUUUUUGGUGGUGAAGGCUACACAGAUGGGAUAGAUGUACCACCACUAAUGGUGGCAAAUGCAGGAAACAGUGGUCAUUCUGCAAUUUCAAGUCUAAACUGCCCACCAUUUACAGCAGUAGAGCUCUGUCGAGAACGUUUUGGACUUCAUCCUUGUGAUAAGCGAAGAAGCAUUAAAGAGUAUCAACCUCUUUUUCCUGCAGUUGAUUUUUCAUUGAUAGAAAGUGAUGAUGACAAUUUGUGGGUGGCUGAUAUUAGAGAGAAGGAUGAAGACGUUGCAGCCAGAGGAAUGAAGUUUUUGAACUGGUUGUGGACACGGAAAGAGAAGGAGAUAGCUGUUGUUUCUCAUAGUGGGUUCUUGUACAAUACCCUAAGUGCGUUUGGAGACGAUUGUCAUCCAUCAGUGAAGAGUGAAAUAUGCAAACACUUUGCCAAUUGUGAACUACGUUCAGUGGUAAUCAUCGACAGAAGUAUGAUAGGGUCAGAUUCCUCAAUGACAAACUACCCUGGAAAAAUUCCUCGUGGACUUGAUCUGCCAAGUGAUGUUGCUAGUGAGAAGCAUCCAGAGAAAGGAGUGUCCAACUAAAGGACAGUGGCGGGCAAAGAGGAAACUGAAUCCAUCUUGCUUUUCAAAAACUAUUUGCUGAGGUAUUGCUCUAUUAGGCAGGCAAUUCCAAGAUUUUUUGGUUCGAUUGAAGGCCUGUAAGAGAAGUGUAGUGACCAAUUCUUUCUGUAUGCACUCGACAUGCACUUAGUUAACCCAAUUAAGCUUCUUUUAGUUGGUUUUGCAAUUUGCAUGUCGUGUUUGGUGUAUGAACAGAGAGUAGGAAGAUAUUUUUUUCCUCAGAACUACCAGCAGCCUUUUAUAAUCACCAUAUUUUUCAUAGUGUAAGUUUCCCCUUGAGGUUAGUUUCUUAUUUUGGUGGUGGACAUGAAACCCCAGACUUCACUUCUCUCCCUGAGCUUGGACCCCGGGCAGAGUUGUGGUCUUAAAAACUUGUUGGGCAUGCUGCCUGCUUGAUUUGGAAUAGGGCUUGAUGCGUUUUCAUUGUGGUACCAUUAUAGUAAUAAAAACAUUUUCCUUGUGCUUGUGGCUUAA
Molecule: messenger RNA, 1606 nt
Organism: Malania oleifera
Lineage: Eukaryota; Viridiplantae; Streptophyta; Magnoliopsida; Santalales; Ximeniaceae
Product: phosphoglycerate mutase-like protein 1
Exons: 10
Coding region: 122-1093 (323 amino acids)
Cellular component (GO): cytoplasm
Molecular function (GO): phosphatase activity
Source: RefSeq, a predicted model, not a curated record